UUUUUCGUCCACUCCUCUCGAUCCCUAGAACUCCCACGCCGCCGCCGCCCGCCCCUUCCAGGCCCCGCCCCCCCAGCCCUAGCCGCAACCCCAACCCCAUGGAGGUCGAGAUCAAGCUCCGUCUCCCCGACGCGGCUGCACACCGGCGCCUCUCCUCCUUCCUCGCGCCCCGCCUGCUCCGCACCGACGCCCCAGCGCGGCCCCUCGCCGCCCAGCGGGACGUCCGCCUCUACGGCACCGACGACCGCGACCCCUCCCGCGCCGUCCUCACGCUCAAGCGCCGCCCGCGCAUCGACGCCGGCGUUAGCCGCGUUGAGGAGGUCGUGGAGCCCCUCGACCCCGCCCUCGCCCUCACCUGCGUCGACAACCCCGCCCGUCUUGACGCGGUCGACUCCCCCAUCGUCCGGCUCGUCUCCGACGAGUACGGCGUCGGCGGGGACAAAGCGCCGUUCGUCUGCCUCGGCGGCUUCCGGAACACCCGCGGUGUGUAUGAGCUCGAGGAGGGCGAGGGGCAGGGGCUCGUGCUAGAGCUCGACGAGACACACUUCGAUUUCGGCACAAACUACGAGCUGGAGUGCGAGACCGCGGAGCCCGACCAGGCCAAGGAGGUCCUGGAGCGGCUGCUCACCAUGGCUGGGGUGCCAUAUGAGUACUCCCGGAGCAAUAAGUUCGCGUGCUUCAUGGCCGGGAAGCUGCUUCCGUGACUAGGUACCUGAAAGGCUGAACCUGAUCUUUGAUGAACUAGAAGGCCAAGAUACCAAGGACUCGAGUGGGCGACUCCAAGAAUGGCGAUGAACAGGGCAGGGCGUGUGGUAUUGCAGUUAACUAUGUGUCAUCUGGUCAUCAUAGUGAUUGGUAGAUUAAAACCGUUAGCCACCUCUGAAUUCAUAUCGAAGUCAUGCGAGCUGGUCUUUUUCUGCUUGGAUCUCCAGGGGCCUGAUCAAUUGAACAAGUAUAUUGGGGAGAGCGAAUCAGAAGUAAGGAAAAUAUGAACCCGUGCAAGCACUAACUCACCAUACAUCCUAUUUUUUUGAGGUAAAACUAAGUAGUUGUGGCCGCUUUGGAUGAGAGAACCCAAUUCCUGGUAAAUUGGACACCAUCAAUGAGUUCGUCGAGUUUGAUUGAACUCUCACACUUUGAACAUGCUCUAUUUAAAGCAAGGCCAUCCCUGUCAUAACAGGCUGUUCCCGCCGAUGCUGCUGUUCAUGCCGUCCCCCCAGUGCCUAGCAUAUAAGGCAUAUAAGGAAGUGUGUCGUCUGAAUUUGGAUCAUGCCAUGCACAAGACUAUUCAGAUUGUUUUCUUGAGGAAAGUGAGUAUUCAAGUUGGUUAGAUGAAAGUGUAUCAUCAUUUUUUCAUGAAAAAUAAUUUCAUAAUACCAUAUUGCAGUGACUUCCUAUGUCAUCAGCAAAUGCAGUGGAGAAGAAGCCGGUUCACCACAUGAUCAUUUAAUUUGUUAUUGUUUUUUAACUAUUCCCUGUUGCAUGUAUAAUCAGAAAAAAUAAAACUCCUCCUUUCGGCCCAUACUAGGAGUCUGGAAGUGAUACUUUUGUGAGGAGUGCUGGAACAUGACUGGAUCAAGCGAGACAGAGAACAAUGGAUGAAAGAAAGAGAUCAGAAAAGGGAUUCACUCCUGACCACCUCAUACAUAUAUACAUGUUGAAAAUAUUGUUGAUUUUGAUUUAAAAAUGGCUAAAUUGGAGGAAAGCAUUUCUGCUACAUUCAUCGGCAAUACUGCACCAUAUACUAUAGAAGCUUGGGCCACUAAAUCAGCUGUUUCUAAUGGAUCUUCUUGGACUCAACAGUAUCAAUCUACUUCCUAGGCAUGUGGUUUAUUUUAUUCUUCAGCUCAAUGGAAAACCAUGGCAAGUUCUGUUUUACCUUUAGGGUGUUGUCAAAAUGAUUUCAUUGAGACCAAUUAAGUGAAUAGCCUAUGGAAAAAUGAUGACCUGUUGUUAAAAUGAAAUAAAAACAGAUAAACAGAAAAAUGAUGAUCUAUUGUUGAUUGUCUUCAACAGAAACAAACCUGUUCAUAGUUUUCUUGUGUUUUUUCUUCGAUGUGACUCUUUGCCUGACAUGUUGAUGUUACUAUGUAUCCCAUAUUGGAUUUCACAUAAGGAAUGUCCAUCCCUGAAGUACAACCUCGCGUACAUGGUUAAGUGGACCAGACUAAGUCCGGAAGAAGAUUGAAAAUUUCAAACGAGCGCCAAGUGAUUGAGUCAUUCAUCGCUAUGGACGUGAAUAGCUGACAAGGGCCACCUUGAUCAGAAUCGCUCGAUAAACCAGUCCUUCCAGAAAGACAAGCAAAUCCUGCCA
Molecule: messenger RNA, 2314 nt
Organism: Aegilops tauschii subsp. strangulata
Lineage: Eukaryota; Viridiplantae; Streptophyta; Magnoliopsida; Poales; Poaceae
Source: RefSeq, a predicted model, not a curated record